Molecule: messenger RNA, 687 nt
Organism: Medicago truncatula (barrel medic)
Lineage: Eukaryota; Viridiplantae; Streptophyta; Magnoliopsida; Fabales; Fabaceae
Exons: 2
Coding region: 1-687 (228 amino acids)
Source: RefSeq, a predicted model, not a curated record
AUGUCUGUGGCAGACUUGUUUUCUGUUGAUUCGGAGCAGCCGGGAGUUAUGUGGAGGUGGAGACGUCGUUUGUGGCAGUGGAAGGAGGAGAUGUUAGCGGAGUGUAGGGCUUUACUUCUUGAUGUUCUUUUGUUUCCGAAUGACCACUCUGGUGCGACUACUGAUGCGGAGUUGGUGUGGCACAAACAGGUUCCCUUGAAGAUUUCAGUUUUUGCAUUGAGAUUCCUCCAGGAUCGUUUACUGACGAAGACUAAUUUGAUUGCUCGACGGGUGUUAUCGAAUGACAUGUCCUUAUGUGUCGCUGGAUGCGGUCAUCCGGAAACGGCCCAACAUCUAUUCUUGUUGUGUAACACUUUUGGUUCGCUUUGGCAUAUGGUGCGUGGUUGGAUUGGUUGCUCGGGGGUGGAUGCUGAUAAUUUAUCUGACCAUUUUCUUCAGUUUACUUAUUUGACAGGUGGUGCUAAGUCUAGACGUUCUUUUAUGCAACUUAUUUGGCUUCUCUGUGCCUGGGUUGUGUGGAAUGAACGAAAUAAUCGUCUGUUUAAUAAUGUAAUAACUCUCAUUUCCCGUUUGUUAGACAAGGUCAAGAUGUUGUCCUUAACUUGGUUGAAAGCUAAAAAAGCUACUUUUGUGUUUGGUACUCAGCAGUGGUGGUCAUGCCCUCUUGUGUGUUUGGGUAUAGGCUGA